Dromaius novaehollandiae (emu) is the source of this 5077-nucleotide messenger RNA. RefSeq names its product cell surface glycoprotein CD200 receptor 1-A-like. Gene Ontology annotation, biological process: regulation of neuroinflammatory response. The transcript has 6 exons. Gene Ontology annotation, cellular component: external side of plasma membrane. Lineage: Eukaryota; Metazoa; Chordata; Aves; Casuariiformes; Dromaiidae. Bases 182 to 1162 code for a protein of 326 amino acids. Gene Ontology annotation, molecular function: signaling receptor activity. The record is from RefSeq and is a predicted model, not a curated record.
CCUCUCCAGCUUUGAGGAGCUCAUCAGUCAGGACUGCACACAGCUAGAGUGGAGGAGCGGGAGAAGCGGAGAGAAAACGCUGAUGCUGGCUGGUGAGGAUGUACUGGCAGACAAGAAAAACUCCCCAUGACUACAGCUAGGUUUGCAGUGGAAUGGAUGGAGUGACGAAGCUGCUUGAGCCAUGAAAGCAGGAGCUGACAUGAAGAUUGCUGGGAAGAUUGCGUGUGUCUCUCUUCUGCUCAUCAUUACCAAGCUCAAGGGAACAGUGGGGAACAACAAGAAGUCAGCAGCAGUGGGUGACAGCUUUGCACUGAUAUGCUCUAAUAAAUCAGAUGUAAUUAUGGUAACCUGGAAAAUAAGCCCCAAGACUGGAGGCCACUGCACCUUGGGAUACAGGGCUGAUCUGAACCAGACAAACAGAACAAACUGCACUGAGAACAUGAGCUGGAAAUCGAGACCAGAUCGCGACCCUACCCUUCAGAUACAGCCAGUGGGAAGGGCCAGUGAGGGAAAUUACAUCUGCGAGAUGGCCACCAGGGAGGGGAAUUUCCACCAGACCUACCACCUGACUGUGCUAGUCCCCCCUGAGCUGACCGUGUACUGUGACAGCCGUGGGAACCCUGUGUGCAAGGCAGUGGCAGGGAAGCCGGCUGCUCAGAUCUGGUGGGUCCCAGCGAGCAGCUCCAGGCCUGAGGAGGAAGACCAUGGUGACGAGACAGUGACCAUUCUCAGCACGUUCACGGGAAAUGGCACCGAUGUGAAUAGUGCAACCUGCUUUGUGUCCCACCCAGCUAUGAGCUACAACCAGUCCAUAGCCUGCCCCUCAAAGGACUUUACUCCAUAUAUCUCCAUCAUUCCUGGUUUCCUGAGCAUUGUCAUCUUCAUCGCUCUCAUUUACUAUUUUAAGCUCCAUGGUGGCAGACUGUGCCACAAAAGCAAACCUCCUGAGACUGCUCCCACACAUUCCUUACCGGUAAGGAGAGUGAUACAGCUUAGACCAUCACCAAAUCAGGGAUCUUCUAGUAGCCCUGAAAACAUGGAUGACAUCACGGAGGUGGAACCUUAUACUACUUAUGUGCAGAAAGAAAAUGUAAUUUACAACUCAGUGUCUGAUCUGACAGUGGAGCAGAAUCUUCCACGAGGACUAUUACCAGUCACAUGAGUGAUUCAACAACACUGGAAAGGAGGAGAGACAUUUUAUAAAAGACUGGCCAUAGGAAGAAACUUCUCAGAGGAUUUCUUCAGAUUUUAGGGCAAGACAGACCACCAGAUCUCUUCAAAUAUCUGUGCUUGUUGAUGAGUCUGUAUAGUUCUUUUUUUUUUUCCUGUUUUUGCACCUCUUAAAGUGGUGCUGGGAAAAUUUGACUGACCUCAUGCCAUGGUUUUUGCUGGAAAAGCUCCUGUGACCAGUCUUCCCUUUGGCAUUUUUACCUCAGGAAUCCUAGUUUUGUCAGUCACUUCUAGGCAUUACUUUGAUACACUUGACACUAUAUUGCACGUAUUUGGGAGAUGGGAGGAGUGUUAAGUCUGAGCUAAAAUGAAACACCCUCCAACCAACACCAACUUUGUUCUAAUUUAUAAGUUACUAACAUAAUAGCUCUGAAUAUUAAUCAUCACAGAAUAGCUCAACUGGCAGAAGUUAUCAAUAGGAAAGACCUUUAACAGCCUGAUUUUGAAAAUGGAAAUAAGUGAUGAAUUUACAAGGUCAUCCACUAGAAAAGAGACUUCACUGGCAUGUUGAAUUAACCUCUUAGGUUCAUAUUCAGUAUUUCCACUAAAAGUCUUCAUUCCAUAUUUCACAUUAUUUUUAUGAUUACUUUUCCUUGGGAUUCUCCAAGGAGGGGUAUUACUUUCUGUUUUGGAGUACUGGCAUUAGUAUAUUGUACAAGAAUUAUAUUAAUCAAAUCCAGUAAGCUCUUUCUAACAGAAACUAACACCAAAUAUGUCACAAAAAGAAAAAAGUUCAUAUAUAUCCUCUAUAACUGUGCAAUAAUGUACAAAAGGGAUAAAAUGCAUGCUAAUUCUAGUCAUAUUUAUUGUAACUACUGCAGCUGAAGAUAUUUUCAUUCAUAUGUCUAGAUCUUUUCUUCACUCGUAAUAUAGUCUUGUAAAUAUACUUUCAAGUUCACUUUGUUGUAUGCAAAAUACCUUAUAUAUCUCAAUGUGUCACCUGUUAAGGCGACUUCUUCUCACCUUCCCAAAAUGUCUUUUGGGAGUAAGUCAAAUGAAUGAAAUUGUCCGCAAUAUACUAAAGGCUCUUAAACUUUUGGGUUGAUUACUUACUAGCUGAUGCGUGAACUGACUCUCCAGUAAGAGUAGAGAUGCAUUUGUAAAUCUCUGUUUACUACCUUUUGCUUCAGUAUUUUAAAAGAUUGACAGAGUACUUGAUCUGAUGGUAGGAUCACAACAACUGGAUUUUUCCUUUAGACAGUAGAAAUGUCUUUGCCACACAUUCCUCCAGAUCUCUUUUGAGAUAGCCCCUGAAGGCCAUGAUCCAGUGCUUGGAAAACACACUUUUAAAUUUAUUACAGUUCUUAAACAUAUUACUCAACUAAACCAAUACAAAUAGUUAAGUAUCUCAUGCUACCGACUAUGAAAUAGCCACUUCUGACUAGGUGGUCUCUGCAUGCAGGUAUUACUCUUCUCUAUUUCUUUAUGUCAUUGUGGAACAGAAAAGAACAAAUCUGAAAACUGUAUUUAAAGCACUGAAUAUCAGUCAGUGACAGACAGGAAGUUUUAAAGGAACCUCAGUCUUCCAGAGACUUACCAAGGGACAGAGCCAGCCAAUUCAGUCACGACCUCUUGAAAUUAUCCACUUAAAAGAGCCAUAAUACAGUCCAAUGAUCUUUCCUCUCACUCUUAAUCUCUUAUUAGAUUCUUUUCUGUGUAAAUUGGAAGUCAUUUAUGUCGUUUAGUGUCCACAGAACGGAGAUCAUCAUAUGAGAUGGCAGCUCUUGAAGGCAGAUCCUUGCUGCUUUAUAUGUAAUAUAACAAAUUUAUAGAAGUAUAGCACCUGCUGGCUGCAGUGUUUUACGGUCCAUCACAAGCCUAUUGUACUUGUAUGAUCAUGUAUGAUCCAGACCUGGAUAAGUUGCUAACUGGUUGCUUGUUUCCUUUGUCCUCUACUUUGUUCCACAGUUAGGCCUGCCAUCAGGCACUCUGAGGCAAGGAAUCAUGCAGGCUGUUGAUGGUGGCACAUGUGUUUUUUGACCUGGAGCCAAAGCCGCCAAGUGGCUAGAAUGGUGAGGCAGCCAGCACAGCAACAAUACAUGCCCUUUCAUGUAGACAGGAAGGCUACUGUUUCUGUGCCUUAGUGAUGUGCAUAGCCAAGGAUUUAGCCAGAUCCUCUCCAGUAAGUUGCAGAUCAUUUGCCCAUACUUUGUGACUGUGAUAAAUGUGUACCAGUUAAGUGUCUUGUGUACACACACAUGCACAAAUGCUCUUUGUUCCUAACAGCAGAAAAGGUCUGGAGCAGAGGCUCCCUCUCUGCACUCCUCUUUCUCCGUCCGGGUACUUGCUGCUACAUCUCUCUGCAAUGUGCUGCUACUGUGCAGCAGCUGUCCUCCAUGCAAAAGUGCUGCAUUCGCUGUUUCUUAGUGGUCAGGCAAGCCUGCUCACUAAACUCCCCAGCAUGUUGCAGAGUCACAGGAAGAAAGGCAGCAGCUUCUCAACUGCUCCCAUAAACAAAUCUUUUGGUUUUGACCACAUUUAUCAAUGCUAUCUCUUGCUGCAACAUUUACUCUUGCUUAAUUUGUAUCUCCCCCCCUUGCUGCUCUUUUUUAUCUUUACACAUACAGUUCAGUUUCUGGACAGUUUUCAGCUGCCAUUCCUGCUCUAAUCAGGCAGCUAAUAAUCAUGAUUAUUUUAUGACUACAGAGAGCCCCAGACACUUAGCUCACAUGCACAGCAAGUCAGCAGAUUCUGCAAUGCUGCACAUCCACAGAACAGCUGCUCACUGAGGUGCAGCAGGCCUCCUUCAGAUUGAGGGCCUAUGCUUUAAGAUGGCACUGGCACUACUGCAAAAUGGAUGUCCUGCAAGUCCUGAGACUGAACACAGCUUCUGUGCAUACACCAUUUAUUGGGCCUCUCCAACCAGGAAUUAUUUCAUGGGAACAGAGUAAGCCCUUCACCACCCGUUACAGCAACAUUAAACUUUGUUAAAAUACAACUUUUAGCACAAGCUCCUUGUAUCAUCACUUACCUACUUCACAGAGCUUUCCUGCAAAUAGAAUUUAUUAACAGUGCUGUUUCAGAUAUUACCCCCUUUCUGGACCCCAGCGGGUUUCAGGACUGACAAAUAUACUCUCCUGCCAGAAUCACCCAGUCAUAUUUGUAGCUAACUACUCACGGUCUGCUUUGUAAACCUGCUGUCCCUGGUAGAUUUCCUGGUUCUGUGUGUGACUUCCUUCCAAUAAUGAAUUAAAAUGACUUCAGCAUCUUCUGUUUUCGUCAUGCUGGCAACAGAAAUUUAAAUUUUGACAUUAGAGCUGGGUGACUUUCACAGGAACAUUGACAUAGUCACCUCCCUCUACAUACAGCAGUGACUUCAUUACACAAAUCUAGAGAAUGAGUGUAUUGUCGAGGGAAUGUGAAAGAAAUAACUUUCAGAAAAUAUUUAUUGAAAACAAGUUAAAAAAUUCUAAAACUUUUAUAAGUAGAGUAAGAACUGACUCUAAGAGUCACAUUUAACUGGUAGAGAAGUGAAUGCAAUGAAUUUAGUCAUAACCAGAAAGAAAGCUCCAAAAUAUAUUUUCACAGAAACAAGCUAUGCAGUCAGACCACGAUCAAUUCACAGAAAGUACCGUGCAAAGAAUUUUCACUACCAAAUAUAUUUAAGAAAGGCUUUCAUGGCUUAACCUGUUCUCCCUUGCAUUCACUACUGCCAGCUACCUUCGGCCACAUGUUAAGUUUUAAAAUAAUUUCUCUUGUUUUAAAAUAAUUACUCUUGUGCUUUUUAUGUCUCAGAUGAGGCAGUUCUUUGUUAAGAAACCACAUAAACACCCAGGAAGGUUCCUCACUAUUUUUCAUCAGUGUCUUUGUUAAACUUCUGUGGUGACACCUGUUUAAUAAAAAUGAC